Toxorhynchites rutilus septentrionalis is the source of this 1239-nucleotide messenger RNA. RefSeq names its product ER membrane protein complex subunit 3 (gene EMC3). Bases 136 to 930 code for a protein of 264 amino acids. The transcript is spliced from 3 exons. Gene Ontology annotation, cellular component: EMC complex; membrane. Gene Ontology annotation, biological process: protein folding in endoplasmic reticulum. The record is from RefSeq and is a predicted model, not a curated record. NCBI's taxonomy places the organism in Eukaryota, Metazoa, Arthropoda, Insecta, Diptera, Culicidae.
ACACUGAUUUGUCAAAAAAUAUUUUUCUCCAACCACAUCAGUUCAGUAGCGAAAAUCGUGGUGGAAUUAGAUUUUCUCAAUUGAAAUUGUUUAGAGUUAUCAAUCGUGUGAAGGGCAGCUUAAUUGAGCCAAGCGAUGGCCGAGUUGUUAAUUGAUCCCAACAUUCGAGGUUGGGUGUUUCUACCGAUCGUAGUUAUCACAUUCCUGGUAGGCAUUAUACGGCACUAUUUUUCGAUAUUGAUUUCUUCACAGAAGAAGGUGGAAUUGACCCAGAUCCAGGACAGCCAAGCAAUGAUCCGCGCCCGUCUGCUGCGGGAGAAUGGCAAAUAUCUGACCCCGCAAUCGUUCGUCAUGCGAAGGCAUUACUUUAACAAUGAGGAAUCUGGGUACUUCAAGACGCAAAAACGAGCCCCUCCGAGCCCGAAUUCCACCGCUAUGCUGUCGGAUCUGGUCAAGGGCAACUUUAUCAACGUUCUGCCGAUGAUUGUGAUCGGUGGCUGGAUUAAUUGGAUGUUUUCCGGAUUUGUCACGACGAAGGUACCAUUCCCACUGACGCUGCGCUUCAAACCAAUGUUGCAACGGGGGAUCGAGCUGGCCUCACUUGAUGCCGCUUGGGUUUCAUCCGCUUCAUGGUAUUUUCUGAAUGUGUUUGGUCUGAGGAGUAUUUACACUUUGGUCCUGGGAGAGAAUAAUGCCGCGGAUCAGACCCAAUCGAUGCAGGACCAGAUGUCGGGCGCUGCAGUGGCCAUGCCACAGGAUCCCAAAGCAGCAUUCAAAGCGGAGUGGGAGGCGCUAGAAAUUACAGAGUACCAGAAUGCGUUGGCCAAUGUCGAAGCAGAACUGCUGGCUGCCUCGUCCGCGUCCGCUGUUGAGGGCUCUAAUGCUGUCAACCAGCAUCACAGUCGGGAGGAUGGUGCUCUUAGGAAUUAACCUUUGGCUUAGCAAUAGGCAGUAAGGGGUAGUAGACUAAUGCAAAUUGUUGUUUCACUUUAGGAGAAAAGAAUAGUGAUUAGUCUGAGCAUAUCGCUGUUUGAAUUUCACAAGCAUUUUCCCUUUCCGUUCAUAAAUGUUGCUAAUAUCGUAUUUAUUUCACACAUUACGUUUAUAUCAAAGCAUUUCACGGCGAGAGAUUUUAAGAGCGAGAUCGCGACGAGAACACGAGUUUAGAUAGUCCAAUAGAUGACUAAAGAUACAUACAAUAGCUCAAUAAAUACUAAAUAAAUUCCAAAACAGUAUAAA